GGAAGGGAUUUGAAGUCCAGGCUGGAAUCUCAUCUUUAUCGGCUCAGUUUUUCCACCGGCUUUCUCGCAAAUUGGUUCUUCUACUUCUUCACGCAGAUUAGCUCGGCAGAGCGCAGCGGCGGCGGGCGGCGAAGCUUGAUUUUUCUUGUCGUUUUGAAGGCGGCUUGAUAGAGCGUUGUUGGAGAAGGAGAAAGGCUAGUUCGAUUUCUUUGUGUUCUUGUUCAUCUUCGAUUUGGGAGGUGCCGGGCGGGCUAGUUGAAGGGAUUGGGAAGGCGGAGCUUGCUGCACGAAGUUUUGUUGUUUUUGCUGGUUGGAAGGGAGAGUAACGGCGGCUGCAGUUAGAAUAGGGUUGGAGGCUUUUCUGUUACGGGGAUUUUUUGAAUCAGGGCGGCUAUUGUUUCCUCUUUUUGGAUAUUAGGGGCGUUCGAUGCAACCCUUUGGUAGUCCUAUUUCAUGCCUUCGCCACUUCCCGGGGAGCUUAAGGAGGCUUUGGUCAAGGACCGGAAGCAGGACCGGGGUGCGAGCAGUGAUGCGGUAGGCGGAGCGGGAGGUGUCGGUGGGGGCUCCAGCUCAACCGUUCGGGGGCGAGAGCCGUACCAUGGGCAGCGAGACGUCUCUCGGGCCUCUCCACGUCGGGAUUUGACAGGUCACUAUAGGCACGAUGGAGGGUAUCAGCAGUUAUAUUCUGAAGAAUCUAGUGGGCAUGGUUGCACGCCUUCCCGGUCUGGGGAUAAAUUUUUGCCGGAAGAGGAGAUCUUUAGGCUAUCCUCUGGAAGGUGCGGCGGCAAGAGUACCGGAAGCGGUGGAAGAGAAAGCCGGGGAUCUUCUCGGAGAUCACCUUGCUUUGACUCUGGCGGUGACCAUCCUCGGCAGCACCAUGUUCCUCCCAUAACUGCUCAGAGGUCUGUCGCUGUUCCAAUAACACACGCAUCUUCGUCAUCUUCAUCUCCGACCCCUUUGAAAAAUCUUCCUGACAAGAACGAUGGCGGUGUAAUUGAAGGCGUGGGCACAGGCCAGAAAUAUGAUCGGGACCAUUCUUUGGGUUCGAUCGCUUGGAAGCCUCUUAAGUGGACUCGGCCGUCUAGUUUGCCUUUGUCCAAGACUGUCCGAUCUGAGAGUGAGGAGGCCAACGUAGAAAUUUCGGUGCCUCAAGUGAAGGAAUCUCCAGCGGGAUCUCCUGUUACGUCACAGUUACGGUUGGAUGAUAAAGCUCCGAGUAAGAAGGCCCGUCUUGGCUGGGGUCAGGGUUUAGCAAAGUAUGAGAAACAGAAGGUUGAAGGGUCUGUGGAUGUUUCUAGCAAUAAUGGAUCGGCUCAGUCAACCAACAGUGCCAAGUACAUUUUCAGUGAUUCAAGCCCUAAGAUUCCUGUUCUUACGGGAUCCAUGUCUCCAGUUACCCCUUCUUCAGUUACAUGCAGUUCAUCUCCUGCUGGUACAGAUGAAAAGCUCUCCAUAAAGGGAUUAAAUGCUGAAACCGAUCGAGCUCAGUGCAGUGAUUCAUUUGGACUUGGGCCUCAUGAUUCGUCAGAGGAUAUUUUUAUUAAAUUGGAUCAACUGGAUGCCAAUUCCAUAAAUAAACUUGCUUUGCUGCUUAGUGAUUUGAUGCAGCCUGAAGAUGCCUGUUCAGGAGAUUCAUCGUUCACCAGAAAUUCAACUAUAAAUAAGCUGCUACUAUUAAAGAAAGAUAUAUCCAAAGAACUUGAAAAAACUGAAUGUGAAAUUGACUUAUUUGAAAACAGGCUGAAGUCUAUUAAUGGUGAUGGGCAGAGAAAUGAUUUUCAGGAAUGUACAUACACAUCCCCAAAAGAUGGUGUUGCACAUCCUAGUGUAAAAUCAGUUGAUGCUUCAAAGUCGUUGUUGAAAUUAUCUUCUGAUAGCUGUGCGGUGGAUUCUUCUGCUGUUCUAGAAGGACAUGAGGCUAUACACACUCAUUUAUCAGAAGUGCAUACAGCUGCUGUGAAGGACACAAGUGAUGAUCUCCAAUUGAUGCGUUUGGAGCAGGAGUAUCCUAAUUCUUUCACUCUAAUGCAGCCUGCUGUGCUAUUGCCAGAUGAUAUUUGCAGUCAUGAACAGGCUUCUUGCAUGGACUACAGAGCAGAAAAAGCAGAUGAUAGUCUGCUUGCUUUUAUAAUGGCUUCUAACAGGGCUGCUGCCAAAAGAGCUUCAGAGGAAUUUGAUCAGGCCAUGCCGCCUGGUUUUCACCAGUUCAAUGUUUCAGAAUCAUAUUUGUUGCACUGCAGGAAGAAUUACAUGCAUGUUAAAGGAAGACUAGCCAUGAACAAGCGUAUAUUGAAAUUCAAAGAGCGUAUUCUUGCGCUUAAGUUUAGGGCUUUACACCAUUUAUGGAGGGAGGAUCUUGGCCUGCUGACAAUGAGAAAGCAUCGGCCAAAAUCAAGCAAGCGUUUUGAAGUAAAUAGCCGUUCAUCGCAUUCUGCUUUACAGAAGCAUCGAUCUUCCAUCCGUUCUCGAUUUGCAUUACCUGCUGGCAACCUUACCAUGGUCCCUACAACAGAAAUACUCGACUUUACCAGUAAGCUACUUUCGGAUUCUCAGAUGAGGCUUUACAGGGAUAACCUGAAGAUGCCAGCACAAAUUAUUGAUGAAAAUGAUAGGAGGUACUCUAGAUUUAACUCCAACAAUGGUUUAAUAGAGAACCCACCUGCUCUUGAGAAGGAAAGAGUGAUGGUGAAUCCUUGGAUUCAGGAUGAGAAGGAAGUUUUCUUAGAAAUGCUUGCUACAUUCGGGAAAGACUUCAAAAAAAUUUCUUCAUUUCUUAGUCACAAAACAACCGCAGACUGCAUUGAAUUUUAUUAUAAGAACCACAAAUCCGAGAGCUUUACUGAAGUGAAGAAGCAUCUCAAGCGGAGAAAAAAAUUGCAGAGUCGACACUGCAACACAUACCUAGUAACUUCCGAAGCUAGGUUUAAGCGUGAGACUAAUGCUACUUCCCUGGAAUUGUUGGGUGAAGCAUCAAUGAUAGCUGCAGAGAGCAACUGCAACAAAAGAAACAGUCUAAAGCAGACUGGCAAGUCAGGUUACCAUGACACCAAAGUUUUUCGACGGAGCUAUGGUUCUUUAGAGAAGGCUAAUAGUGAAAUUUCUGGAAGCGACAGAGAAGUUGCUGCUGCUGAUGUGCUGGCUGGUAUAUGUGGUGCUCUAUCAUCGGAUGCAAUGAGCUCUUGUGUUACUAGCUCUAUUGAUCCAUCAGAGAGGUUGCACUUUGCAUCAAUUGACUGUUCUCUAACACCAGAAGCAGCCCAUGUGAUAGAUGAAGAAGACACAUGUUCUGAGGAGAGUUCUGAUGAAUUGGAGUCAGCUGAUUGGACCGACGAGGAGAAAUACAUGUUCAUCAGAGCAUUUAACAUGUAUGGGAAGGACUUUGUUAAAGUUUCUCAUUAUGUCAGAACAAGGUCACGUGACCAAUGCAAGAUUUUUUAUAGCAAGGCUCGAAAAUGUCUUAGUCUUGAUGUGAUCCAACCUGGGUCCACCAAUGGGGUGACACCACUGAGUGAUGUUAAUGGAGGGAGAAGUGAUACUGAUGAUGCUUGUGCUGCGGAGAUUGAUUCAGCAAUCUGUAGUACACAGUCAUGCUCUAAGAUGGAUGUUGACUUCACACAGUCCUUGUUAGAAACCUGUAGCGACGCAGCUCAACAAGCAGAUGCUGAUAGGUCAUGUGAGCAAUGUGAGAUUGUUGUAUCCAUUCCAGAUGAAGUUGAGGGAAAGUUUGAUGAUAAGGUUUCAGUUCGUAAUGACGAUAAACUUGUAAUUGAGCAGGGAAAUCUUGAGUUUGGGAAGGAUCAAGGGGAAAUAUGUAGUUCUGGUUUGAGAAGGAAAGAGCAUGAGCAACUUCAUGGAGCUGUUGAGUUUUUUGCGGACACUCAAACAAAUAAUGAGAAUACUGAUGAAAUAUUAAGUCCAGGGAAGCCCGCAGUUAAGUUACAUUGUGAAAUCGAGUUUAAUUCACUGACUUCUGCAGAGGCACCACAGAAAGCUAACUGUGGAAGCUCUGAUGCUAAGGAAUCAAAUAAAGAAGUGGACUCAAAUCAGUUUGUUGGGCUGCCUGACCCUGCAGUUGAGAAUAAAGCACAUUUUAAGAUUAAGGAAAUUGCUAAUGUUGGUGAUUCCUUUAUCUUUGGCCCAAAUUCACAUUCUAGUGGAAAUUCUUGCAAUGAUGUAGAGCAAAAGAAUGAUGGAUGCCCUAGUCUUCUCUCUUCCAAUUUCCAGCAGCAGGUUCCCUUGGAGCUUCUUUGUUCUAUGCAAAAAAGACCUCAGACUGAAGUUGUCAUUCCUUUUGAUGAGGCUGAUAACAAAACUUCCAUUGCCAUUCUCAAUUUGCAGAAUGGGGGAGAUAAGUCCCGACAAGAACCAGUUGGUAGAGAUCUUUCUCAGAAUCUGCUUAAAACCUCAUUUCCAAAUCAGAUGGAUCCUUCUUUGCAUGUUGCCAGUAGUUGUUUCAUACAGUCAUUUACUCAGAAUCUCAAAGAGUCGAAAAUUGACAAAAAGUUGAUUGAUAACAAUUCAAUACUUGAUAUGCCCAAAAUGGCAGAUUGUUCUUUUGUUCCAGGAUUGAACAAUGACAAGUGUGUUUGUGCAGAGGUUUCAAGUUCCAGUCCUGGGAUCGCAUUAACCUCCAGGUUGGAACAUAAAUCAGAGAGACGCCUUGCUGAAGCUAAAUCAGAAACACACAGAACUAAAAACUUACAAGGCGAUCACAUUGCAGAGUCUGCGGAUCAGUCUCAGCGAGUAGGUGAUUUGAAGUUGUUUGGUCAGAUUCUUACCCAUCAAUCAUUACAGAAAUCAUCAGAGAGUAUAAUGCCACUCUCACCCAGACACAAUUCAAAUGCAACCACUAAUUCAUCCAGCUGCUGGAAGGAUGCAGCUAUAUUUGCGCCCCCAAGGCCUGCAAAGAAUGGCCUGUUGCACCAUCAGGGGGAUCUACCUCAAAGAAGCUACGGUUUCUGGGAUGGCAACAGGGUUCAAACUGGCUUGUCAUCCUUGCCAGAACCUGCCAUUGUGUUGGCAAAUUAUCAAGCCUCUUUGGCUGGCAUGCCUUUCGUCGCAGGCAGCACCAUUGAUUAUGAGCAGCAAGCUCAAAUGCAAUCCGCUUCGACGCCCGAGUUGCAGAAAAGAAAUGGUUUUGAUUUACUAUCUGGUUUCCAGCAACAAGGGAGGAUCAUGCACCUGGGUGUGAACAUUGUUGCUGGAGGAGGGAUUAUGGUUGGAGGUAAUGGGGUAUCCGACCCGGUCGCCGCCCUCCAGAUGCAUUAUUCAGGAAGAAGGUCGAAGAUCCUUGCCGGCGAGUUGGAUUCAUUGAUGGGAGACACUGGAGGAAGGUAGUAUUGUGGAAAUGGAGGAAAGUGUAGUAAAUCUGUUAUUGGUAGUUGGCUUCAGCUGUAUCAUAUAGUUAGUAGUUUCAUAACCUGAAUGAAACCGAUGAGGUGGGAGUUGGGUUGGCUUGCUGUCCAUAUAGUGUUGUUGUAGCCUUCUUCUAGUAGUCUCUUGAUGCUUUGAAUUUCUUUUAUCCAUUAAUUUCCCUCGGUCAUGCCAGAGAGGUGUUCAGGAGCUAUGAUUCCUUUUAUUUUUGUUUUAUUGUCAUUAUUUCUUUUUGUAGCUCUCCAUACACUGUCGACCAGGCUUCCCACUGGCUUUAUUGUGUAUUUUUACUGAUGCGUUUGUAGUUUUGAAUUGUAGUGGCUAAAAGCCUUGUUUGCGCAUAAAGCCCCGUCUAUUCAAGAUGGUCUAUGGCUUUGAAAAUGUUUUUUUGACGCUUUGAUACUUUUUUUUUAAUUUUUGAUUGGCAAUUCACUGCAAAUAUUUGCUGGCCA
Messenger RNA from Dendrobium catenatum, 5825 nucleotides. RefSeq lists its product as uncharacterized. The transcript is spliced from 4 exons. Bases 454 to 5337 code for a protein of 1627 amino acids. Lineage: Eukaryota; Viridiplantae; Streptophyta; Magnoliopsida; Asparagales; Orchidaceae. The record is from RefSeq and is a predicted model, not a curated record.